Messenger RNA from Daktulosphaira vitifoliae (grape phylloxera), 2919 nucleotides. RefSeq names its product centrosomal protein of 104 kDa. The transcript is spliced from 17 exons. The record is from RefSeq and is a predicted model, not a curated record. The coding region runs from base 231 to 2855 and encodes 874 amino acids. Lineage: Eukaryota; Metazoa; Arthropoda; Insecta; Hemiptera; Phylloxeridae. Gene Ontology annotation, cellular component: cilium.
AUAGAACGAAGCAAAAAGUAGUAAGCAAAAACAUGUUGCGUGCUAUCGGUAUACUUUUACAAUUGAUUGAUUUUCUAAAACUGUAAAAUAAAACUAAAAGUACAAUAUAAAAAUAAUGAAUACUUUUAUAAAGUAAGAACAAUAAUUCAACUAUGUCAGACGAAAGUCUAAUGCCGCUCAAAUUAUAAACAGGUUAGCUUAUUUUGCAAUUACAAUUCAACGAGUAAAUAAUGUCAAAAGGAAAAGUAGAGUUUACAAUAGUUUAUAAAACAAGUGAAGAUACAAAUUACUUAAGUUCUGAACUUAACCAUCACGGCCCAACGGUUAAAGGAUGGAGGUCUUCCAGAAAUUGUGAGUAUCCACAAGAAUUAAUACUUAAGCUUGAAGAACCAACUAUAAUUUAUCAAAUUCAAAUAUUAUCUCAUCAAUAUUUAAUUUCAAAUAAAAUAGAAAUAUGGAUUGACCCAGAAGAAAGUGUCAAAGUGGAUAACUUAAAUUCACAAGCUUUUGAAUACUUAGGUUAUAUUACUUUAAAUGACAACGAUGGUGGUCAAGUAAAAAGUCGAGAGUUAAAAACGAUUUCUUUACCAUUAGCAAGUCCAACUAGUUUAAUAAAACUAAUGUUAUACGAAAAUCACCAAAACACUUUAAAUCGUUUUAACCAGGUAAGUUUAAUUGGAGUACAAGUUUUUGGUGAAAAACUGAACAGUGGAGAACAAGUUAAUGGAUAUGUACAAAGCUCAAUUUGUGAUGAUUUGGCAUUUGAAAUGUAUGUAGAUAAGCAAAUAGCUUCUAUUAUACGAUCGCUAGAACAAAGGAAGUCAAAAGCCGUCUUAGAUGAAAGAUUUGAAUAUGCUCGAAAAUUAAAAGCAGCAAUGACUGAACUGCGAACAGCAGGUGAAAAAUUAGGAAAAUUAGAGCUAUCGAAAAACCAAGCCAUUCAAAAUGAAGACUAUUCGAAAGCAAAAAAGAAAAAAGUUCAAAUGGAAGAAUACAGAUCUCAAGUUUUAACCGAAAACUGUAUAGAAGAACUUUUAGAAAAAAACGGGGUUUUAACGGCUAACGAUGAAGAGCCUGAUGGCUUAGUAGGAAUGACUCCAAACUCAAUAACCGGUGAAUCAAUUAAGUCAAUGGGUAUAAUUUCGCCACCUAUUUUAUCUAAAGAUACAGAUGACAAAAAAUCGAAACAAGAAUUCCGUCCAGAAAAAUCUGAUAUUGAAUUACCAGAUGAACCAGAUAUCUAUCAUAGCCCUGUGUCACCGCUUCAUUACCCUGAAAAUAGUCCAAGAGAGAGCAGAUCGCCAAAAAUGCAACAAACAUUAGUAUCUAAAUCAAUAUCAUUUAGAAGACCAAAACCAGUUCGAUCCAAAUUAAAUAAAACAAGUUACGAAGCAUACGACGAACAAGCCAUUCCUGCACAAAGAUUUUGCCAAACUCAGCAUAAUCAGGAUUUAAACACUGCGCAAUUAAAUGGAAGUUUGGCUUCAUCAAAAUUGAGUGAAAGGGACAAAAAGCAAGUUUCAAUCCCUAUAGCUGUUUUCGGACUCUCAGUGGUUAAACAUUUCUUUUCUAAACAAUAUUCUGACAAAGUAGAAGGUUUAAAACAAAUGGAAGGUACUAUAAAAGAUUCCAUAGCCAACGAUAAUUCUCAUCAUUCGCCUAACAAGAUGACAAGAGCUGCAAUUCAGUUACUUCAUCGCACUUUAAGAGACAAAGUAUUUGCAGUGUAUAAUUUAUCUGCUGAUAUUAUACGAUUUAUAUUUUCUGAAUUCAUCCCAGGAAGGGUAUCUACCGGCGAAGUGUCACGAAGUGUAGAGACUUUACUUCCGGAAUUACUAGCUAAAUCUGGCGAUACUACUCCAAGAAUACACAACAUUGCGAUACACACGAUUUUGAGUAUAGCCGACGUGCCCGAAAUAAGAAAUCUAAAUAUCAUACAAACACAUCUUACCCGUUUGUUCACUGGAAACACACACCCAAGAUUAAUACUAAGUCGCUUGGAAAUGACAGAACAACUAGUUGUAAGCCAAGGCGUAUCUUCAGAUAAGAACAGUGGAAUGACGUGUCGCUCUUUAUGCGAAUUUAGCAUGUCAGCUAUUCAUCAUCCAACAGAAGCCGUUCGCAAAGCAGCAGAAAGAAUUUUAUUACACGUUUACAGAGUUAAUCCACGAUUUGUUCGAAAACAAUUACCACCCGAUGACGAAAUCACUAGAAGAAAUAUUUUAUACAGACAACUAAUGCAAGAAUUUACACGAAUUGAUAUAGAAAAACGAUGUGAGUUGAGUACGAAUAAUAACGCCCCAUGCAAAUUAGUUAGAUCAACAAGUGAAAACCAUUCAUCCUAUUCUCAAAAUAAAGAUUACACUAAAAAUGGUUCUAACACUAAUGAUGCCAAUAAAUUAAGCUCAAGCUCUUCAGCCAGUGUAAAUGAUUUCCAAGGAAAUAGUAGUGAGAAUGGUUUCUUAAAAUGCCAUCGAUGCACAUUUUGUAAAGAGGAUUCAUUGUUUACGGAGGAAGAAUUGAACAUUCAUUUUUGGAAAUAUUGUCCACUAUUAAUGAGAUGUGAACAUUGCUCUGAAGUAAUUGAAAUAAUGGGAUUACGCCAUCAUUUGCUAAAAGACUGCGAUAGUAAGACCAAUUAUACGACAUGUGAUUUAUGUUUGGAAGUGGUCAAAAAUGAUAUUUUAGAACAUCAUGUGUUGGGACCUGCGUGUAUAAAACGUAAAUCAAUAUGUAACACAUGUCCAUUAUGUAUGGUGGAUAUAGGAAGUGAUCUGGAAGAAUGGAAUAAACAUUUAGGUGGUCCAACAGCUUGUGAAAACCACCCUAGGAAAAAUUAUUUGAAAAAAUGUUGAUAUGGUUAUAAAAUUUAAGUAGAAAGUCUUAUUUUAUUUUUAAAUAAAUUGUGUACACUUUUUA